This is a messenger RNA of Penicillium canariense, 957 nucleotides long. RefSeq names its product zinc-binding dehydrogenase. The transcript has a single exon. Bases 1 to 957 code for a protein of 318 amino acids. Gene Ontology annotation, molecular function: zinc ion binding; oxidoreductase activity. The record is from RefSeq and is a predicted model, not a curated record. Lineage: Eukaryota; Fungi; Ascomycota; Eurotiomycetes; Eurotiales; Aspergillaceae.
AUGAAGGCUUAUCGCUUUGACAGCGUGGAGGGCGGGCUCCAACUUCAAGAUAUUGUGAAGCCAAGCCCAUCGGCUGGGCAGGUGCAGAUCAAAGUGGAGGUUUGUGGCCUCUGCCACUCAGACUGCCAUAUCAUCAAUGGGCAAACGACGCAGAUCCAGCGGCCCCUUACUCUCGGUCACGAGGCUGCGGGAGUGGUGACUGAGCUAGGUGAGGGUGUCUCGAACUUCAAGAUCGGCGACCGAGUCGUCAUCGGGCUGGGUGGCCAUCCAACGAGACCCGACAAAGUAAUCGGUCUCUCCUGCGACGGCGCAUACGCGGAAUACGCAGUCUCUCCCGCGAGGAUGGUCGUUCCGAUUCCCGGGAGUCUUAGCUGGGAGCAAGCUGCUGUCGCCACGGAUUCGGUCGUGACGGCUUACCAUGCUGUGGUGGCGGAAGGGAAGGUGAACCGCUCUAUGAAAGUUGCGGUCAUCGGUCUAGGUGGUCUGGGAUCCAUUGGCCUUCAAAUCGCGAUCCUUCAAGGGGCCGAGGUCUAUGCCUUCGACAUCGACACUAAGAAGGUGGAAAUGGCACGCACUUCUGGGGCCAAAGGUUGCUUCAGGACACUCGACGAGGCCGAGGACGUCAAGUUCGACGUGAUCUUAGAUUUCGUUGGAAUGACCGUCACAAUGGCGGCAGCCCUGAACGCGAUAGUAUACGGUGGCCGUAUCGUUAUGAUCGGCCUCAAUGAACCCACAGUGACUUUAUCAACCUUUGGCAUGGCUUGCAACAACGUCGAAAUCAGGGCUGCAUUAGGUGGGAGCCUCAAGGAGUUGAGUGUCGUACUCGACCUGCUUGAUAAAGGCAAGAUAGUUGCGACAGUAGAGGAGGUACCUUUUGACAAGCUCUCGGAAGGACUACAUCGGCUGGAGACAGGCAAAGUAGUCGGAAGGCUUUUCACGAGGCCAAACAGGUCUUAG